AUGAAUUCGCAGACGAAGACUACUAGAAGCAUCCGGUCUUCAAAGAAUAGAGACUUCAUAUUAUCCAAAAGUGUCAACCCUGUUAAUGACGAAGGAGUAGCCCAAUGUUUUUAUAUGGUAACAUCAUCGAUGUACAUAUCACUUGCACCGUGCUAUACUCAGCAUCCAAUUAAUGGCAUAAAAUCGCAGCAUCUAGAUCCUAUGAUUAUGACAUAUUUUUCAAAAGCUAAAGGGGUUGUGUUGUCUUACAGCAAUAUCAAGAUAUCUGGGAGAAAUAAAAGUAUAGACUCAGAGGGAAACCCAUUAACGAUUGCUAGAAUAGAAGGGUCUUCACCUUUCACUUUUUUUUGGAUAUCAGUCGACUUUUUGAUAUGGCGACCUCAGGUAGGCGAUUGCUUAGAAGGUUAUGUAUAUAUGCAAACGGCCUCUCAUAUUGGUUUAUUAAUCCAUGAUACCUUCAAUGCAACUAUAAAGAAGUACAAUAUACCCAAUACGUGGAGAUUUCUACCGAGUCAACAAGAUGAAUAUUCAGAGGAUUCUACCAGUAAUUUCAAAUCUUUCGGCCAUUGGGUUACUGAAAAUGACUUGAGAAUAGAAGGUAAACUUAAAUUUAAUGUUAAAGCUUUGCAUACAACAGGAAGAGUUAUUUCAGUAGAAGGAACUUUAAUCUCUCCAGGUUUUGAAUUAGAAUCUCAGCCGAUUUUCAGAGAGCGCCGUACGUCCAGUACUUCGCAAGCUGUUAAUUCGCAUAUGAAAUUUAAUGAAGAGGAUAAUAGUAUGCCAAUGGUGCCAGUAAUCGAAGAAACUUUAGGACGCGAUUUGCCAAUAUACUCAAAGGACAAUGAAGAUGGGGUACUGGGUGAAGAUGAUGCUAUAGUGAAUGCUUCCGAUACAAAUGAUGAUGAUUCUGAUUAA
Messenger RNA from Priceomyces carsonii, 915 nucleotides. RefSeq names its product DNA-directed RNA polymerase I subunit. The coding region runs from base 1 to 915 and encodes 304 amino acids. Lineage: Eukaryota; Fungi; Ascomycota; Pichiomycetes; Serinales; Debaryomycetaceae. The transcript has a single exon. Gene Ontology annotation, cellular component: RNA polymerase I complex. Gene Ontology annotation, biological process: DNA-templated transcription initiation; DNA-templated transcription. The record is from RefSeq and is a predicted model, not a curated record.